GCAGUUUGAAAGGGAGGAGGCGAAUCUCCUGCAAUAAUAAGGCGGAGUGGAGAGCGUGGAGCUUCGGAGCUUCAGUGUUCACACGCCCGACGAAAAGGGUGGAUAGUACUACGCCAUUUGGUUUUUUUUUUUAACGUGCUGAUUUUCCACUCAGUAACGCUAAAAGCCGGACACCCCGUCCUAUCGCCAGACGCCCCCUCCCGUUGUACUACCGCCGCCCCCCCUCCAUGGACGCGUUAGGAUGGAAGCUGGCGGCGCAGCGCUUCGGUCCCGGACAGUCCGGCGUCCCCCCGCCGGUCGGCUCGGGCUAGGGGCCAUGAAGUGAGCUUAGCGUGGGAAGCGCAGAGACUCGGAUCGCUUUAUGUUUUUUUUCUGUUUUUAAAAUUUAAAAGCCUUUUAUACGCAUUGAAGAGUUAAAGCCGGGAUUCUCUGAUUACCGUGAGCUGGGCAGUAUACGUACCGAAGUGACAUUUUCAGUUGCAGAAGAUGGACAUUGAGGAGAUGGACGAUGUCAGCCCCUGAGCGCUCAAUGGGUGUGACCCAGCGCUCCUGUAUACCUGCAGCUUCACUGAUCUCUCUCCUGAGCCUUAGUGGACACCUGAAGCUUCUCUGAUCUCCAUCCUGUGCCCUUACAGACACCUGAAGCUUCUCUUAUCUCCAUCCUGUGCCUUUAUGGACACCUGAAGCUUCUCUGAUCUCCAUCUUGCGCCUUUCUGAACACCUGAAGCUUCUCCGAUCUCCAUCCUGCGCCUUUCUGGACACCUGCACCAUUCUGUCUGGAGUCCUGAAUCUUUUAGGGGGAUUCCCUUGACUUUGGCUCCCCUUGUCCCCCUCUCACACCCCCAUCUCAAUCUCAGGGGGUCGGACAUGCUGAAGUGCAUCCAGUUGGGGCGCUGCAACCGCCACAUUGAGUCGGUGGACAAGCGGCACUGCUCCCUGCAGGCGGUGCCUGAUGAGAUCUACCGCUAUAACCGCAGCCUGGAGGAGCUGCUGCUGGAUGCUAACCAGCUCCGCGAACUCCCCAAGCCUUUCUUCCGGCUGCUGAACCUGCGCAAGCUGACCCUCAGCGACAAUGAGAUCCAGAGGCUCCCCCCAGAGGUGGCCAACUUCAUGCUGCUGGUGGAGCUGGAUGUCUCGCAGAAUGACAUUCCUGAGAUUCCUGAGAGCAUCAAGUUCUGCAAGGCGCUGGAGAUCGCAGAUUUCAGCGGAAACCCUCUCUCCAGGUUGCCGGAUGGUUUCACGCAGCUUCGGGGACUGGCUCACCUGGCCCUCAAUGACGCCUCCCUGCAGAUUCUGCCGGAUGACAUCGGCAACUUGGGCAACCUGGUGACCCUGGAGCUGCGGGAGAACAUGCUGAAAUCCCUGCCCAUGUCGCUGUCUUUCCUGGUGAAGCUGGAGCAGCUGGAUGUGGGCAGUAAUGACCUGGAAGCAUUGCCUGACACCCUUGGUGCUCUGCCCAACCUGCGGGAGCUGCUGCUGGACCACAACCGCCUGGCUACCCUGCCCCCGGAGCUAGGGAACCUAAGGAGACUGGUGUGCCUGGACGUGUCAGAAAACCGCCUGGAGGAGCUUCCCGCAGAGAUGGGCAGCCUGGUGCUCCUAACCGACCUGCUGCUGUCACAGAACCGGCUGGAGCUGUUGCCAGACACCAUUGGUGGCCUGAAGCAGCUGUCCAUACUCAAAAUGGACCAGAACCGGCUGAUCCGCCUGACGGAUGCCAUCGGCGACUGUGAGAAUCUGUCUGAGCUGGUGCUCACUGAAAACCUCCUCCAGGCUCUGCCGCGAUCCAUGGGGCAGCUGAAGAAGCUGACCAACCUGAACGUGGACCGCAACCGUCUGUAUGGUGUCCCCCUGGAGCUGGGCGGCUGUACCAGCCUCACGGUGCUCUCGCUGCGUGAGAACCGCCUGGCCAGGCUGCCCCCCGAGCUGGCAGGUGCCACGGAGCUGCAUGUGCUGGACGUGGCGGGGAACAGGCUUCAGAACCUCCCGUUCUCCCUGGCAAACCUGAACCUGAAGGCCCUGUGGCUGGCCGAGAACCAGUCGCAGCCCAUGCUCAAGUUCCAGAUGGAGAAUGACAGCAGGUCUGGGGAGACGGUGCUCACCUGCUACCUGCUGCCACAGCAGCCGUCGACCAGCCCAGAGAACGAGCCGCCAACUCCUACUGAUGACAGCUGGACAGACACCAACCUGAACCGCGUGUCCACCAUCCAGUUCCAGGAGAAGCUGGAAGACCGGGAGCAUGAUGAGGAGAGCGCGGCUGAACGAGGGGGUCUGCAUCGACGGGCAACACCGCACCCGAAUGAGCUGAAGGAGAUGAAGAAGGUCAUGGAAGAGAGGAGGCCCCAUGCGGAGGAGGAGGAGGAGAGGACCGACACAGAGAAGGCGACGUUGACCAAUCACAGCCCAGACUCUCAGACGUCCAACCAACUUCACAGACACAAAAAUGAUUUGGUGGAGCUGGAUGAAAUGGAAGUUGAAUACGUGGAGCCCACCGUGCACUUCGCAGAGGAGCCCAUUAUCCGUGGAGGUGAGGAGGAGGACGAUGAGGAAGAGCCGAGCGAUGACGGGGAGCGGCGCGCUGUCCCCGCUGAGCGGCAGCGGCUGAUCAGGAAGGACACGCCUCACUACAAGAAGCAUUUCAAGGUCUCCAAGCUUCCCAAACCGGAGGCGGUGGCGGCUCUGCUGCAGGGAUUCAGUGCCGAGGGGAUGCACCCGUCUCCUGAGGAAGGAGUGGAAGAGGAGGAGGAGGAGGAGGAGGAAGAGGAGGAGGAAGCAGAGAACAUCUCUCCUCUCCCCAGGACGGAGGGGCUGACGGACAGACAUAACGCCUCCCUGCAGCCCGUUAAGGGGGUGUCAUUUGAUCAAGUCAAUAAUCUUCUGAUUGAGCCUGCUCGAAUUGAGGAAGAAGAGCUGAAGCUGAGCAUCCUGCGGCAGGCGGGGGGGCUGGGCAUCAGUAUUGCAGGGGGUCGUGGCUCGACGCCUUACAAGGGGGAUGACGAGGGAAUCUUUAUCUCCAGGGUUUCUGAAGACGGUCCUGCUGCUCAUGCUGGCAUCAGAGUGGGAGAUAAACUUUUGCAGGUGAACGGUGUGGAUCUGGACGAGGCGGAGCACCAGGACGCCGUGGCGGCACUGCGUAGCUCCAGGACGGCCAUCACCAUGACGCUGCUACGGGAGCGCAUGGUAGAGCCAGAGAACGGCGUCAGUACCACACCCCUGCGGCCCGAGGAUAGCUCCUCCCUCUGCAUGCCAUUGGCCGAGCCCCGCCCUUCUGGUGACCAUGAGCGCGUCUCCGCCUCCAUCGUCCGUGAUGACGUCGGCCUGGGCUUCUGCAUCGCCGGGGGAAAGGGCUCCACGCCGUAUCGCCAGGGAGACACCGGUAUCUUCAUUUCCCGCAUUGCUGAGGGAGGGGCCGCCCACCGUGACAGAGUUCUGCGUGUGGGGGACAGGGUUCUCUCUAUCAAUGGUGUCGACAUGGAAGAUGCCAGACGUGACCAGGCGGUGACACUGCUCACCAGCACCUCUCCUACCAUCUCUCUGCUGCUGGAGCGUGAGCAGGAUGCCACCGAGGAUCACCCCACAGGGCCCCCGCCCCGGCCACGCUCCCCCCCGCCCCCCCAGCCGAGUGACUCAGACCCCACUGGUACCUGUUCUCAGAGUGAGCACCUGGACCAGCCGUGUACGGACGUGUACCCUGUCGAGGAGCUGACUCUGCUGAAGACAGGCGGCCCGCUGGGGCUGAGCAUCGUGGGGGGUAGUGACCACGCCAGCCACCCCUUCGGGGUCACGGAGCCCGGCGUCUUCAUCUCCAAGGUGGUGCCCGGGGGCGUGGCUUGCAGCGCGGGCCUGCGGGUGGGCGACCGCCUCCUUGAGGUGAACAGCACCAACCUGCGGCAGGCCAUGCACCAGGAAGCCGUUGGUGCGCUGCUGUCCAGCCAGCAGGAGAUGCGUCUGCUGGUGCGCAGGGACCCCGCCCCUCCUGGCAUGCAGGAGAUCGAGAUUCAGAAGUUACCUGGAGAAAAGUUGGGCAUCAACAUUCGGGGCGGAGCUAAAGGCCACGCCGGCAACCCUUUUGACCCCACGGACGAGGGAAUCUUUAUCUCCAAGGUGAGCCCCGACGGGGCUGCAGCGAGGGACGGCCGCCUGCAAGCUGGCACGCGCAUCCUGGAGGUGAACGGUCAAAGCCUGUUGGGCCAGAGCCACGCGGAUGCCGUGAGCGCCCUGCGCGGGGCCGGGGAGACACUCUCCCUGCUGCUCUGCGAUGGCUUCGAUCCCCAAGAAGCCGCCGCCCUGGAGAGCACGCCUGGUGUCAUUGCCAACCGCAAGACCAGUGCGGAGAGCAUCUCCUCCGUUGACAGGGACCUGAGCCCAGUGCAGAUCCCUGUCAUGCAGAAGGAGGCAGAAAGUGUGCAUGACGCUUCCCGGUGGGAGAAGGAAGCUGUGGAGGAUGUGGCCUUCAAAACCCGACCGCUCAAACUGGACUACAGGACCCUGGCGGCAUUACCUGUCACCAGCCUGCAAAAGAUCAACCGGACGCCUUCCUCUGAGUCUCCGGGGUUCAGCAGCCCCAGCAGAAACGCCUUGCACUCCCCCUCCUCCCAUCCGCCAAGUCAUCAUUAUAUCUCUGGUGUAGCCGCCAAAGAAAGUAUCCUGACCAGACCGGGCAAGAUCCAGCCCUUGUCUCCCAUGUGGCCGAGCUCAGCGUCCAGUCCAGACAGCCGGUCCAGCCCAAAGUCACCUGGACCACCACUCAUCAGCCCUCGUCCCACUUCUCUGCGUUCUCCUCCCCUCACCUCGCCCAAUGACCUUCCCAUCAGUAUGAAGCAGACUUACAAGGCCCUUGCGGCUGUGCCCUGCUCCGUGGCUGUGCUCGAGCAGGUGGGGUUCCGGAAGCCUUCGAGGGGCUGCCAGGAGCCGCUCAGCCCAAAGCCCAGCGUUCAGUCCCGGCAGCUUGUGGAGCCCGAGCUGGACAACGAGGUAUUUGAGAGCGAGGCCAGGCUCGAUAGUGUGGGCAGGGUGGACACAGUUCCUGUCUCCACUCAUGCCCCCAUCACCUCCGACCGUAGCGACUACAUGAAUCUGGCUGUUGUGCCACGCCGGUCCCGGCCCUCACUGGACAUACAGGCACCUGCUCCCACUAGACAGGGCAACCCAGAACGGCGCUCUUUCAAGGACCGACAGAAGUACUUUGAGGUUGACAUGAAGCAGCAGCAGACAGCAAACGCCAAACCCAAGCCCCGGGUGUCCCUGGUAGGCGAGGAUGACCUGAGGAAGAUGAAGGAAGAGGAAGCCCGAUGGAUUCAGCAGCAUUCCCAGCGGUACCUACUAAAUGAGGAUGAAGACGAUGAAGAGGAGAUAGUCCUGGCCAGGAAGAUGGCUGAAAUAAGGGCCCAGGGCAAGGAUCUGUUGGAUGGAGUAGCGUACAAGACUCCUGAAAAAGAACUGACUGGGCCAUCGCCCCAGAUCUGUGGCACCCCGUCCAUUACCGGGCCCUUGUUCUUGGACAGGAAUGGAUCUCCUCAGAGGGACUCGCUUGACGGCAGCUCGAAACUGGAGCAGAGACCCAAUUCUUUGACGGGAAGCUUGAAGCCUCUAUAUCUCGACGAGUCCAGCCCCCCCUUCCACCUGUGGGACCCCGAACUGCAGGCCGGCACCUCUGACAGGGAGCUGUCGUCUGCAGAGAAGCGAGCGAUGGAGGUGGAGAAAAGGGCCAGGUGGAGAGCAGAAAGGAUGAAAUCUCUGGAGCAGGAUGCCCUCAAAGCGCAGAUGGUCAUCGCCAAGUCACGGGACGGCAAGAAACCCGGCGCUCUGGACCGGCUAGCCGACUCGCCAUCGCCUGCCUCCACAGGCUCUCCCACCCCCCUGGAGGAUUUCAGUCCUCAAAGUGUCAGAUCACCAGGUAGACAGUCCCUGACAGAAAAGAAGUUUGACUACCGACAGUUCGCUGCAAUCCCUUCUUCCAAACCUGUGCCCCAGAUACCGCAGACAACAAUUGCUGUAUUGAUGGCUCCGGUAGUUAUGGCGACACCCUUGGAUAAACAGCUGUCAGACUUUGGACCCCUUGAGGACCUCGAUUCCGAGCUGCCCGUUUCACUGCCCGAAGCGUCAGCCCUGGAGGAAAUGGCUCUGUACAGUAAUAAGAGCAAACUAAGACAAGGCCGGUGCAGCCUGGACACAGCUGUGCCUACGUAACACCACAGAGGCCCUAACUGCAAAAACCCAUGAAGAUCCUGUCACAAGUGCAGGCAGGCACUGCAGCCGUCAGACCACGCAAGGUGCAGCAGAAGCAUCACUGCCUGACACAAUGACAGUGUGUCACACAGCAAAGCUGCAGUUUCAGCAUAGGUGCUGGUAUGGGGGGAUUACCAUAGUUACACAUCCCCCCCACCCCACUGUGGGAGGCCUCUGCUUUAAAUUUCUUUUUUUAUUUAAAACAAAUACAAGGAGGGUCCACCAAACUGUUUUCUUUUUCAGUUUGGAUUUUAGUUGCUGUUUUUUUCCUUUCCUUUUUAUUAUUAUUGUUGUUAUUAUUAUUAUUAUUAAUGACUAUUCUGUGGAAGAAUACAAGAAAGUUAUAUGCUAAAAAAGUUAUAUGUUAAAUUGUAUUUUUGUAAAUGGUACAAGGAUGUGGGAGUCUGACACACAGCCGGACGCUGUCGUUCAGGUCACCAUUCCUGCGGCGGUCCUGUGUUACUAAGAGCAGAAGGGGUGCAUUAGUGUGACUGUAGGCUGGGUGCAAACGUUGAGCAGUUAGCAUCCCAGUCUGGUCAUAUUGCAGCUGAACGCUUUUAAGAUGCCAUGGUCCCCAUCUGGGAUUUCAUAUCACACUUUGAUGUAUUUCAUAGAGGGAGACACCUGUAACCCUCUUUACUGAAGGUUAGAAGCAUAAAGCUUCCAGAACUACCAACUAGCUGGAGAAGGGCAGUAUUCUCCCUUUCUUCCAUAGACAAAAUCUGGACACACCUGUUUUAAUGCAUUUGUCUCUAUUUUAGCUGUUAUUCACCUUAUAGUAAAAAGCUUCAAGACAAUGAAAUAAUACAUAGCAAAUAUUGCAACGACCAAGAGAAGUGUUCAACAUCUCAUUCUGUUCAAAAUUGAGACUAUUCAGAACAGCCACCUUUUGCUUUGAUGACAGCAUUGCAGACUCUUGGCGUCCUUUCAGCCAGCUGCCACAUGUAGCUACCUGCUAAGCUUCUUCUACAUUCCAGGAGCUUCCAGUUCUGGGCACAGGUUGGCUACCUUGCUGUUACUCUUCAAUCCAAUUCAUCCCAAACUGGCUCAUCCGUCACUGCACUCCAUCUCAUUCUGUGUUCACAAGGUAAUUCUUACUACAUGACCCUAAGCAACCCUUCAGGUUAUCUUGUUGAAAAACAAAUGAUUUCCAGUAGGUGUCCAGAUUUUUACUGGUACUGCAUGUCGGAUUUGUUUUCAGGGAUUCAGUUUAUGACUAUAUCGCGCCUUUCACAACAGAGUCAGCCCAAGGCGCUUUACAUGAUUGUGUUGUACUAAGCCUUUCCAGAUUAACUGUGUGUUACCAUGUCUGUAUAUGUACCAUUCUGAACUUGUCAAAGGGUUAAAAUGCAUAAUUUACUUUUCCGGCCCCAAAAUACUAGGUCCUACGUAUUUGUGGUGGAGGUACUUUUUAUUUAUUUAUUUUUUUUUAAUCUGAAGCCAAUUUGUGAAUAAUGUACAGGUACUGGAUUUUAAAAGACUCAUAGUUUUUGGAUUAGAAUUAAUACAGAUUUCAGAUGAGAUGGUCAUUUUCAACAAUCUUUCUUUGUGCAUAUCUCCAGCUUUAAAGUUUACACUUAUAAUCAGCUGUUUGUUAAAUUACCCUGCUAUCUCAAGGGCAGAAAUUGUUUUUGAAUUUAAUUUUACUAAUCUUAGCUUUUUUUUGUUCUUGCCAAAUGAAAUUCAGCUGCAAUGUUUUUUUUUUUUAAUUCUGGGUAAUUUUAAAUGUUGAUUUAUGACACUACAUUUUAUAUUAUAGUUUUGAUUGUUGCUCUUUCUUUUCAUUGAAUUCUCAUUGAGAGCUUUCGUUUUAAAAGGGUGAGAGGUGAAAGGUGACUGCCGGGAACUGUAGUUCAUUGAAGACUGUAACUAGUGAAUUUGUACAACCAAAGAAGUCUAUUUUGUGGAUCAGCAAAUAAAGUUUACUUUUCAUUGAGCUGA
This is a messenger RNA of Paramormyrops kingsleyae, 8169 nucleotides long. Its product is annotated as protein scribble homolog. Gene Ontology annotation, biological process: neurotransmitter receptor transport, endosome to postsynaptic membrane; receptor clustering; neurotransmitter receptor transport postsynaptic membrane to endosome. Gene Ontology annotation, cellular component: adherens junction; basolateral plasma membrane; postsynaptic density. The record is from RefSeq and is a predicted model, not a curated record. Gene Ontology annotation, molecular function: protein kinase binding. Lineage: Eukaryota; Metazoa; Chordata; Actinopteri; Osteoglossiformes; Mormyridae.